This is a messenger RNA of Drosophila gunungcola (fruit fly), 1377 nucleotides long. Its product is annotated as J domain-containing protein CG6693. Gene Ontology annotation, cellular component: cytoplasm; nucleus. The record is from RefSeq and is a predicted model, not a curated record. Gene Ontology annotation, molecular function: heat shock protein binding. The coding region runs from base 211 to 1107 and encodes 298 amino acids. The transcript has a single exon. NCBI's taxonomy places the organism in Eukaryota, Metazoa, Arthropoda, Insecta, Diptera, Drosophilidae.
GUAGGCCUGGCUUUAAAUGUAAUUGUUCUAUUUCUCAAAAAAAAAUUAUUUAUGUUUUCAAGCAGAAUUACCUGGUGUAAGAGGCCCUAACAAAAUAAAUAUAGCCAGGCCUUAAACCAUUUUCGGUCCAACCAAUGUGCGGUCACACUCGUGAGGCAUUUUGGCGCAUUUUGUGGUAGUGUUCGUGCCGAAAAACCAACGAAAUUCGCGAUGUCGACGCUGGAGCACUGCGAAAAGUAUUUUGGGACGCGGGAUGUGUACCAGCUGAUGGGCCUGGCCAAGGGCGCUGCCGAGAAGGAGGUGAAGAAGGCGUACCACAAGCUGUCCCUGCUGGUCCAUCCCGACCGAGUGCCGGAAGAGCAAAAAGAGGAGGCCACCGAGAAGUUCAAGGUGCUGUCAAAGCUCUACCAGGUGCUGACCGACUCGCAAAAGCGAGCCCUGUACGACGAGCAGGGCGUCAUCGACGACGACGAUGAGGCCGAGUCCAAGCUCUCGUCGUGGCUGGACCUCUGGAGCAAGAUCUUCAAGCCCAUCACCGAGGAGGACAUCAACAAUUACGAGAAGGAGUACGUGGACUCGGAGCUGGAGCGCACGGACGUGAAGAAGGCGUAUUUGGGCGGGAAGGGGUGCAUCAACUACCUGAUGAACCAUGUGCCCUUCAUGAAGGUGGAAGACGAGCCGCGCAUCCACAAAAUAGUUGAAUCGAUGAUUGCCAGCGGCGAGGUGCCCGAGUACAAGAUUUUCACCGAGGAGCCGGCCGCUAAGCGCAAAAAGCGCCAUCAGAAGUACGCGCGCGAAUUCAAGGAGGCCAAGGUCAUCAAGAAGCGCCUCGAGCGUCGGCAGAAGGAGAAGGACGAUCAGGAUCUGGCCGACAACGGGGGCGAUUUGCAGCAAAUGAUCCUGGCGCGCCGCAAUCAACGGGAGUCAAACUUCGGCUCUCUGCUGGACCGCCUGGUGGAAAAGUACGGCAACGAGGACGACUCUGAUACCGUCGACUUCAGCGCCUUCGAGAAGAAGAAAAAGAAGUCCAAGAAGCCCGCCAAGCAGGAGCCAAAACCGAAGCUUAACGGAGUCAAGACUGGCCGGGUGGAAAAGACCCAUAAAUAGGGGCAACUGCCACUCACUAUAGUUCUCUUAAACAUAUAUUAUCUAAAUUAAGUCUUAGUUACUCAUAUGUAUUUAUCCAUGUACGUAUUCUUCAUAACACUGCAAAGUGCAUAGUGUGUCGGGAAUUUCAGGACACAGAUCAUCAGCAGAACAUCCCAUUUUAUAUUGAAAUUUCCCAAUAAGUUUCAAUCUUACAAUUAUUAUAUCUUUACAGUCCCUUGGUUCGUAAGCAAAUCAAAUCAAAUAAAUACUAAUGUUAAUCCUGCGAAA